Molecule: messenger RNA, 2566 nt
Organism: Pseudogymnoascus destructans
Lineage: Eukaryota; Fungi; Ascomycota; Leotiomycetes; Thelebolales; Thelebolaceae
Exons: 1
Coding region: 642-1724 (360 amino acids)
Source: RefSeq, a predicted model, not a curated record
CUUCAAAUCCCCCAGUAAUCCCCUCUCAAAGCACUUUCUCAGCCCGACCAGACGGCCCCGAAUAUCAUACUAAUCGGGCAGUUCAGCCGUACCAGGUAGACUGACUGAUUCAUAUGAUUCACCCGGUGCGCGUAACCCUGUUGCUGAGUGGACGCCGCUGGAGGUGGCGUCGUAUGGCGCCCAUCGAUAUUGGAUUCUCCUCAGCCCACUACAUGCCGGCGACAAUACCCUUUCCCGACUGCCUAGGUUCAUCAUUAGACGGUGCACCCUCAAAUACCCUGCCGAGUCGGGGUGUGUGAUGGAGCUAUUGCGGGGUUCAUCUGUCCUUUGCUCCAUUGGAAGCCGCUACUAUGCUAACCUACCGCCUACUCCGCAAUCGCCCCCUCGCGACCCGCCUCAGAUCAUCAUUACAUCUCAAAGCAAAUAGAGGCGCUUCAUCUCAUAUGCUCUAUUCAGGCAGCCGGCUCGCCGAUAUUGUUUGGUGUACUGCUUUGUUUACCCCUUGAGGCUGUGUAUUAUCAUUCUAAGCUCGAGUUGAGUUGCACAGACAGAGUUCGUUGGCACCCACUAUUAUCUCGUACAACCACUUUUUAUCUUAAGAAGAGCGACAUCCUACUCGUCAUCCUCAGUCACACAGCACAAUGAACGGCCACGCCACAGAUGUCCCCUGGAGGCAGAAGUUUUACCCAAGUCAAACAUGCGCCGAACAGGUGCUGAACUACAAGUCGCUGGCGCCACUGGUUGAGGAACCAAGACCUGACCUGCCGCCCUCAAUAAGAGCCGUUCGAAACCCAGGCGAGCCAAGCUCGGGCGGCCGUACCAUCGUCAUCUGCCUCGAUGGCACCGGCGACCAGUUCGAUGGCGACAAUAGCAACGUAGUCAACUUUGUCGCGUGCUUGAAGAAAGAUGAUCCCAACCAACUCACAUACUAUCAAUCUGGCAUCGGCACCUACGAUGGGCGUGGGGUGAAGAGCGGGAUCUCCGCGGCUAUCGACAUGGCAGUUGGCAGUGGCCUCGGGACUCACGUUAAGGAUGCGUACCGCUUCAUAAUGGAGAAUUACAUUGAGGGGGACAAGAUCUGUCUCCUGGGAUUUUCGAGAGGCGCAUACACCGUGCGCUGCCUAACCGGUAUGCUGCACAAGGUUGGCCUGCUGCCAAAGCAAAACAGCGCCCAGGUCGCGUUUGCCUACCGCUUCUACAGGAAUGAUACCGCAAAGGGUUGGAAGAUGAGCGCUGAGUUCAAAAAGACAUUCUGCACCAACAUCCAGGUGCACUUUGUUGGGUUGUGGGACUGUGUGGCCAGUGUCGGAUUCAUCCCCAGAACGCUGCCUUUCAGCAAGACUCCAACGAACACGAUCCGCCACUUCCGCCACGCCAUGGGUCUGGAUGAACACAGGGCUAAGUUCAAAGUAUGCCAGUGGCAACAUCAGGAUGUAGUCGUCGACGGCCAAAAUAAAGGUCAAGGUCCAGCCGAAGCCGAGCCGGCCCCGCAAGAUGCCUACCUCAACUUCCAACCUAGAACAUCUCACCCUCCAGCUAAACGGUGUUCUGAAGCGGUCAUCGAGCACCCCCGACUUCAAACUCAAGCGAUCGUUGACUUUGCCAAUUGGUCUUGUGGGGAAAUCACUCAAAGAGGCCCAGGACCAAAAAGACCAGAAACAGAUCCGACUCGAGAAGCAAUUCGAAAAGGACGACCACUCUGUGUACGAGCAUAUCAAGACUGACACCCUCGAGGUCUGGUUCACAGGUGCCCAUGCCGACGUUGGUGGGGGCGCAGUACCGAAUGGGGAGCGCCACAUGCUCUCGCGUAUCCCUCUCCGUUGGAUGAUCCGACAGUGCUUCGAAUGCGAGACUGGGAUUAUCUUCAACGCCGCCCCGCUAGCAGAAACUGGCAUCGACGUCCUGACCGUCUGGCCCAUCUACAAAACGCCGACGAAGCCUGUCGUCGGCCCUUCGCCAAUCAUGGUGGGUCAGUACGAGGAGAAGAAGCUCCCUCCUCUCAGACGCCGCUCCACUGCCCUAGGUUUGAACAAGGAUUAUGAGGACAUGGGUAACGAUGAAAAGCGGGAGAUUGUCAUUGACGACAUCAUGAAUGAGGCCGAGAGACUGCAGUACCAGGCAGACCUGCUUCCCGAGCACGUCGAGGACCACUUCGACGCCAUGGCCUCCAUCAACGACCAGCUCGAGCUAGCGAAGACUUGGUGGGUCCUCGAGUUCUGGCCUGUCAAGGUGCGCGUGCAGAAGAAGCACUCGGAGGAGUGGGAGAAGGUCGUGCGGUGGAAUCUUGGCCGGUACAGACCGAUUCGCGAGGAGGAGCCGAAGAUGCACUGGACGGUGCAGAUGCGGAUGAAUGAUAAGGCUUAUAAGAUUAGGAAUAGGGUGGAUAUCAAUGCGAUCUGGCAGGUCGCUACGUGAGAACUUUCGGGGUGUUUUUUUCCCUUUGUUGGGGUAGUAACGGAUGAGGUAUAGUAAAACCGGAAGGACCACCUACGAGCGAAGCUCGCUUCGCUCGUAGGUAUUUAGGGUGGGCUUUAAGGAACUGUUGAAGCUAACGUUAAGAGGGCAG